GUACUCCUGUCGGAAGUUAAUGCGUGCUCUACGUUUCGCGGUCUUUUUCCACAUUUUUUCUCUGAUUUCGCCGGUCAAUUUUGACAGUUUUACGGCGUGUGCUGUUUGUACGGAGCUCAACACGGAUGUAGACAUUUCUGGCGAGCAGUUUUAACCCGUAAUUUACUUCAUUUACGGACCCAUGACGACAUCGCCUUAUCAGUCGCCAAAUUCAGGUCCCAGGCUUCCUUCAAUGUUUCAAGCACGCCAGAGGACCAACUCGUUUCAAAAAACGCCUGGUAGUGCAAGCAGAAAACCCUUACUUGCCUCGUUAACGCCAAUACUAAAUAAAUUCCCAAAAUCUACCAUUGCAAAGCAUGGGUCUCCAGAACCGAUCAAAAAGAAAGAAAUCUCAUACAACAGUAGCAGAGGCAAGAUGUUGACACAACUAGCCCAGAUCCGAGCGCCGGUUGAAAACUUCUACAGUGCGUCUUCUAGUCAGACAAUGUUGAGAGAGGACAACUAUGUAGAACCUCAUAAACAAUUGGCUGAUAACAGCAACUUAACUGUCACCUUGUGUUCACCUCCCAAAGUGCAACUUCAAAUCAGACGAAAAAUAAGUGCGGACACACCAAAUUUGACCUCGUCAUUCACAAAAAACGAGGAUUAUCCUGUAGCCAAGAAGGCCAAAAAGGAACACAUCAUAGAACCUCACCUCAUUGGUUUCAGAAACCAAGGCGCAACUUGCUACAUGAACAGUGUACUGCAGGCGCUGUCUAGCCUGGACAACUUUUGCAAAGACGUGCUUGAAGAAAUGCCCAUGAUGAGUUCACAACUGUGUCCUCUGCAGUCACUGCUGCAAGAAAGACUGAAAGGCAAUGAGGACAACGUGUUCAUUUGUUUGAGGGAGCUGCACAGGCGGUUUGGCUUUGAAGUCAACCACUCCUUUGCGGAUCACAACGAACAGCAAGACCUGGAUGAAUUUCUCACCCUCUACUUGGAUACGAUUGACACGCAAAUCUACAGCAUUCGAAAGUUUCUGGACCCUACUGAUUUCCGUCCCACGCUUGUGAAGAGGAACUUCUCUUUCGAAGAUAUAGAACGGAGAGUGUGCAUGUCAUGCCAGAAUGAAAGGGUCAACAGGCAGUCCAACUUUCUAAUGCGCUUAUCUUUGACGGAGGAAGGUGGAAAGAAGUCGAUUCAACAACUUGUGGAGUCUGGGAUGGACUGCUCAUUUGACGAGUGUUCAAAUUGUAGAAACACAAAUGCUGUUAAAACUUCAAGAAAGUUUCUGAGAUUGCCAAGAACGCUCAUGAUCAUACUGAUGAGGUACAACAACGACUGCCAGAAAUUGGUGACCCCAGUCACCAUCGAUCCUUACUUGGUGCUGGACAGCUUUUUGUCUGAAGAUUGUGUACCACCCUACUACCCAAAGACGGGUGUUGCUGCGCGUGUUUCUUCAAAACCAGAAGUUGAGAGCAGAGCUGUGCAGACAGACCCUGACAUCUUGGAAAUCGAAAAUCCUGAUACACCUGAAACCGAUACUGAAGACAUGAAGGAGGCGAUAAACGCCAGCAUGCAGGAUCUGGAUCAAGCUACCAGAGAAGAAGAAGAGAUUAAACUUGCCAUUGGAAAAAGCAUCGCUGACCAAGACCCUUUUUCGAGAAAACCGGCCGCAAAUGUAGUCUACCGCCUCUGUGCAGUUGUGAAUCAUUACGGUGAUACUCCUAAUUCAGGUCACUACAAAUCUGAUGUGUUCAGAAAAAGUGCGUCCCAAUGGUUCAACUACAACGACAUGUUUGUUGAAACUAAAACCACGGAAGAAGUGCUCUCUGGCGGUGAAGAGGCUUGCUACCUGCUGGUGUAUGAAUACGAUGGGGAAUUGGAGGAAUCGAAAGCCGAUCUUGAAGUAGAGCAACGGUUUACUGAACUCAGUGAGGAAGCAAAGGAGAACAUCAAUGAAUUUGUCAACUCAUUGGUUGUUAGCGAGGGAGAUUUGCCAAAAAAUCUAACUACGCGUGACGUUAAUUGUGCGUAGAUUUAUUGUUCUGGUAUAUCAUGGCCUUGGACUUCUUCCAUCACACUGACCAAUUGAAGAAACCACUCACUUAUCACUUAAAGAAAUAUACUUGAAAGGCUGCUGUCCUUUGUUACACAAAAGAGUGAAUACUAGGAAAACCAUCUCCUCAAUUGUACUUAUAUAGUUCCAAUCCAGAAGCUGUAACUUAUAUUGUCACUUUUAUGUGUAAUAAUGUACAUAACUGUAAUAUCUUAAACCCAAGGAGGCUGAUUUUCUAAAUUAUAUGAAAAGACUCUGUAUAAGAAACAUGUAUGUAGGUGAACUAAUGGUCAGUUUUAUUUUCUUUGUUGUUAGUUUUACUUGUCUCGCCACUGUUUUAAAAUUACGUUUUAUACGAAGGCAACUCGCAUUCCAAAAUAUUUACAAUAGGGGUUCCUUGAUUUGUAACAGGUUUCAUCGUUUUGAGUCUGCAUACUUUAACAUCAAAGCCCUGAGAGUGAUGCAUUAAAUGUAGACUGAGCAUUGCUAACCUGUAGACGAAAAUGCAGUACGAAAUUUUAAAAGAAAAAGUUAAAUGCAUAUUCUGAAAGUUGCUUUAUUGCAAAAUUGGGUUUCAUUUUCAGCUUAAGAGUUAUACAUUUAUAUGUAAUGUUACACUAAUUGUCAACGUCAUGUAUAAAUGUGCAAGACAUAUUUUAUAUUAGGGAAAAUAAAAUCAGUCCUGCUGUAUAUAUGGAACUGGACUGCUGAAGAAAAGGAAA
Molecule: messenger RNA, 2760 nt
Organism: Cloeon dipterum
Lineage: Eukaryota; Metazoa; Arthropoda; Insecta; Ephemeroptera; Baetidae
Product: ubiquitin carboxyl-terminal hydrolase 37-like
Exons: 10
Coding region: 182-2017 (611 amino acids)
Biological process (GO): protein deubiquitination; G1/S transition of mitotic cell cycle
Cellular component (GO): cytosol; nucleus
Molecular function (GO): cysteine-type deubiquitinase activity
Source: RefSeq, a predicted model, not a curated record